AGGUAGUUAUUAGCUAUGGAAAAUAUUGACAGUUACCUGCACAAAAAAUUUAAGAAGCAAGUUAAUGUCGAUGCGAAGAUUCAAAAUGACAAAGAAAAUAAAAAUGUUUCUUAUACGGAACAGAACGCGGAAAAAAUUGAGAAGAAAGAAAACCACAACCAAGUCGACCAUCACCUUUACGAGAUUGAAAGGUUCGACAAUAAAGAUAGUGUGCCAAAUCAAAGUACAAAUAGCUCCUCGUUUACAGUAAACGCUAACUUUGUUAAGUCUUCCAUAUCAGUAGGAAACCAACAACCUUCGAACUCUUACAUAUCAUAUGUAGUUUCGAAACAAUUUGACCAUCAACCAGUUAGUUUUGAUACGAAAUUUAAACCACAGACCAACUAUUUAGAUAGUACGUCUUCCAUUUUAGAUACUGUUUAUCCUACACAAAAUUACAAGUAUACGGAGGAAACGUAUGUUCCUUACACUCAACAAGAUGAAUAUUCUUCGAGAACUGAAGAUAUUCCCGGUGUUAAACACGAAGAAAUUCAGCCCACUCCUGAUAAGAACACCAACGGUAAAUAUGUAUGUCAUUAUUGUAAUCUAGUCUGUUCGAAACCCAGCGUCUUGCAAAAACAUAUUAGAGCUCACACAAAUGAAAGGCCAUAUCCCUGUGAAAGUUGCGGCUUUUCUUUCAAAACCAAAUCCAACCUGUAUAAACAUUGCAGAUCAAGAACUCACGCGAAUCGGCUAAUGGGCUCUAAAACUCAAGAAGCUACUAGCGAAAUUGACACUCUAAAAACACCUACAUACUCACCAAAUUAUAUAACUUCUAAAGAAGAACAACAGAAACCGUACAAACCUAGAUUCCAUACCACCAAAGUUUUUGACAAUAUAUCCACAGAAAAUACAGAGGAAGAGCCGUUCAGCCAGAAUAAUCCCACUUCAGAGUUUGUGACUCAUCAAAUAAACGAAAUUAUUAAUAGAAAUAAUUUAGUAGUAAAUUCCAAUAAUCAAUUUUUACAAAAAGAAGUUCCUCAACUCGAAUUUAGGUAUAACAAGGAACCAGUAUAUGAAAGACCAACAGAUGAACCAUUAAACUUGACUAAUAAGAAUCGAAAACGUUCUUUGAGUGAAGUCUCUGAACCAGUAAUUCAAAAAAGUUUGAUCAAAGAGCUACUACUCAAAAACCUUUCAUCCUCAGACAUGCAAUGUCCUUAUUGUAAAAUGAUAUUCCAAACUGUUACUGAAUUAGAUGUCCAUAAGUACAGAAGUUGUAAAGGAAAACCGUCAGGAGCCAAAUAUACCAGGAGUAGUUCAGUGAAUGUCGCUUCUAUUUUAACACACAAUAAGAACGCUUUUGAUAAUAUCCCGCAGUUGCAAAACACAGUGUUCCCUUUGAACUCGCCUGGACCAUUUUUAGGCAAAACUCGAUUGAUAGACAGUGAUAAAACUAAAUCCUUCUCUUUUGACAGUGGUCAUUUACCACUUAUAAGUCCAGGAGAACCUUCACCUUCUCCAAACUACUUGCUCUCUCCGAUACCAUUCGAAAAAGAUAAGAAAAGUAAGAUCAAACUAUUUGGUGGUGAAGUAAAAGUUCAUUCGUCAGGUGAAACAAAAAGUUUCAAAAUUGAUGGAAAAGAUGAUAAGUUCGAGCAAGAAAGUAACUAUGUAGAUUAUGGCAGCAAACUAAGCGAAAAUAGGGUUGUGAAAACUAGCUUGCAUUCGGGUGGUACUGUAUUAACUAAUAAUACUAAUUAUAAGCAAGAAAUAAAAACUCCACAAGAAGUUAUGAUGAUAUCUCCAAAUUUAGAUAUAGUUAAUUAUAAUAAAUCUAGGUUUACUUUCGAAAAACCUCCAGAAAUGAGUACAGAAAGGGUUCAAGAUAUAAUGGUACAGUCUUCUGAAAUCCUUAAAUCACCAAAAUUGUAUCCAGAUGAGUCCAGCCCUUUAUAUAAAAAUAUUAUGGAUUUUAGUCAAAAGGCAAUUAAAAUGUUAACACCAAAUAUAAGGCCGCCCAUAUUUCCCGCUUCUACUAAACCAAGUUUUAAUAAUGUAAAUCGAGAAAACAAGGGAGAAUUAAAAAUAGUGAAUCCAAAACCUAAAUUAACAGAAACAAACUACUUAGAAUCGAAACAACCUAAUUUAUAUAAUCCUCUUAAUCUGUAUGUAAAUGGAAAAGUAGUGAGACACGUUCCUGGGAUGCCUGGUCCAGUUGCACCUGAAACGUCCGAAUACAGUAGUAAUAUAGUAGCAGUUACAAAACCUUCACCACAGCCUACAACUCCACUCGCGCCACUAAUAAUUGAUCGACCUCGAUCCAAUACGAAAAUGAAUGACAAUCAAAUUGAAAGAGCAGCUGAUCGCGUUUUAUUUUUACAACCGGAAAAAGUUCCUGAAAGACCCAUUAAAUCUCCGAAUAAUGUUAUACAAAAUGAAAAAAAUAAUAAGAUAACUAAUAAUUUUUUACAGCCGGAAAAGAUUUCGGAAAGAUUAAGUAAAUCACCUAAAUUAGAUAACGCCGAUUUAGGGUCAAAAAAUAUUGUAAAUAAAAUAGGUGAUCAAAAGAUCAAUGAUGUUAAAUCUACAGAAGAAAUUAAAAAAUUUGCUCGACCCAAUAGUUUAGCUUUAAAACCCACCAUGGCUUCUUUAAAACAACAUCAUGGAUUAACUCCAACCAUGUUCAAUCAAAUACUUAUAAGUCCGGAUACACCUAGGGUAGCUAAAAAAUAUGCUGAACAUUUUCUUCAUGGAAACUACUUUAGUUAUUUGGGCUUGAAGAGUUCUACAAGACCUGUAUACUGUACUUUGAAUAAAACUCAACCGUUUUAUGUGCCAUUUUUUAAGAAAUUAAGUAUGUACUCGGAAUGGAGACAGCAGGACACUAAACAGGAUAAGCUGUAUGCGAGCCAAUACGAUUCUAGGCAAAAGAACCAGAGAUAUACCGUAGCUGGAAAGACUUCUGCAGACCUAAUCAUACAUUCUAGUUAUAAGUUUAUUAUUUCUGAAACAUCAUCAAAUUCUGAAAAAGAGGAUGAACCACAAAAAUCAAACGCUAUAUUAGGAGGUUAUGAAAGCAACGAUGAUUACAUUUACGUCAGAGGCAGAGGAAGGGGUCGCUAUGUUUGUGAUCAAUGUGGAAUACGAUGUAAAAAGCCUUCUAUGCUCAAAAAGCAUAUUAGAACACAUUCAAAUGAUAGACCAUAUACAUGCAGCCACUGUAAUUUCAGUUUUAAAACAAAAGGCAAUCUAACGAAACAUAUGAAGAGUAAAGCACAUUCCAAAAACUCUACUAAUAGCAAUGGGUCCUCAUCUUCUUCAGCUCAACAAAGUGCUCAGAGUUCAGAAUCUGAUACUGAUGAUAGUGGAAUGGACAGCAGCGAUGAAUCUACAAGGCAGCAAGAACAUGAAGCAGCAUAUGGAUUAUUGUCUCUUUCACAAAAGCCAAGCCAAACAUCCGAAGUUGAUAAGACACAACUGCACACUUGUCCUUCUGAAACUUUUAUGACUACAGAGGAAAUAGCACAUUUUUCAAAAUCGAACUAUGCCAAAAAUAAAAUAUUGAAUGAACCAAAUUCAACACGAAAUUCUUUUAAUUCUACGGAUUUAGAAAAAGUGAAUAAUGCAUUUGCAGUUACAGAAACAUCAGAAAGUCAGAAUAUACGGAUAUAUUUAGGAAUGGGUAGCAUUAGUAGACCAUUAACGUAUCCAUACACAUCCAUUUUGUCUGUGGAAAAGGAAGCCUUACCGUCCCCUAAAGGAUUCGAAGUUGAGUCUAGAAUACCAGAAAACGUUUCUGUUAGUCCUGAGGUCAAGUCUAUUAAACAAUUCCAUGUUAUUCAAAAGUAUGCAUCGCAACCAAAAAUAUCGCCCAAGAUAUCGGAAAACAGUGUUAGAGAAACUGUACCAAGAAAAACGGAGUAUAAUUAUUCUACAGCAGAUAAUGUAAUAUUAAAUAAUGUGAAAAACAUAGUUACUAACCCUAAUAGACCUCUGCCUACAUUAAAAAUAAACGAUGUUGUAGUAACAAAUGACAAUGUUAGUGAUAUAAGGAAACGAAAAUUUCCUGUUUCUGAACCACUCUCUAAGAAUAAACUACAAAGAAACGACGAUGUCAUAGAUUUGUCAAUGACAAACAAUCAAGAAAAAAUUGUAAAUGGAUUGGCAGAAGAUAGGAUUUUAAACAACUGUAUGCCAUUGGAAUCGCUUAAGGAUGAUAGCUUAAGGUUAACAGAAUCAAAAAAGAAAGUCGAUAAUUUCAGGCCCUCAGAACCUCAGGAAAAUAUUGACUGUAUGCCAGUGGAAACCCAAAAGAAUGUUGCCAACGAAAUAUUUAAUACACUACAUAAGGUUCCUUCUCAGAGAUUUGAAAUGAAUGAGGAGCAGGAAGAACAUUUAGUAUAUAAACCUACUGAAUCAACUAAUAAUAAUGGUACAGUCAUAAUUCUUCGAGCGUUGCCAUCAGAAGAACAAGUAAAUAUCAACUAUCAUGAUAUUAAUAAUGAAGAAUCAAUCAAAGGUGGGCCAUAUGACAACAGUGCAAUGGAAACUCUUGCAGAUAUAGCGACAAAGCAAGUGAAAUUAGAAAAAAAUACGCUAGCAAAAAGCGUUGCUAGCGAGUUCCUUAAAUUAGCUACUAAAAACGAAAAUAUGGAUGGUUGCAGAGAUUCUGUUAAUUUCGGACCUGUUAAUAAAGAUGUCAAUGAGAUAAUGGGGAAAUCCGAAGGAAAUAAGAGUUGUACUAUUUGUUCCAAAAGCUUUAAUAAACCAUCUCAACUUAGGUUACAUAUGAAUAUACAUUAUUUAGAAAGGCCUUUCCGCUGUGAUUCAUGUUCUGUAAGUUUUCGAACCAAAGGACACUUACAAAAACACGAACGAAGUGCUAGUCAUCACAAUAAGUUAUCAUCAUCCCCGGCUCUUUCUUCUUCAGAACCUAGGCCAUUCAAGUGUUCAGACUGUAGCAUAGCUUUUCGAAUUCAUGGGCAUCUUGCUAAGCAUUUGCGUUCGAAGAUGCACAUACAGAAACUUGAGUGCCUAGCCAAAAUUCCUUUUGGUCUCUACGCUGAACUGGAGAGGUCCAAUAGUCUAUUGACAGAGAUAAAUACUUGCGAUGGGGACCAGUGCCUUGAAAGUUUAAAGACUUUAGCUAAAAAAGUGUUUGUCAAUGAUCCCAACAAACUGAACCAGUUAGAGCCACGAGAAAAUAUUAGCGCAGAUUAGUUAAGAAAUUGUAUAUAUUGCUAUUUACUGCUGAAGACUGAAUAUAAUACAAAAUCUAUUAAAAAG
Psylliodes chrysocephalus is the source of this 5268-nucleotide messenger RNA. The record is from the annotation of a GenBank genome assembly. Lineage: Eukaryota; Metazoa; Arthropoda; Insecta; Coleoptera; Chrysomelidae.